GAGACGCUCUUCAGACCGGAACACGUGUGUCGUUGAUCAAACCAACAUGGUGUCCCCCUGUAGGCAAUGUGAAUGUAAACAGCGGCUCACCUCUGAAACAUUAAAUUGUGUUACAGCGUCUAUGAUAUAACAUUUACAUUACAGUGGAUCAUAAUGGCUCUCAGAGUGUGUUCUCGCCUUCUCAGAGACUUCAUCUCCUCACGGACCGUCACGUCUGCACGACUGGAAAGUGCGUCAUGGUUUCUGUCGACAGGAAAUGCUGCGGGCAGCCGGGGCAGAAGGGCAGGACUUCACCUCACUCCUGCGUGUUUUAUUACAUCAGACGUGUUUCUAAACAGACUGAUGAAAGGCAAAGCAGCAGAGGCAGGCAGCAGUCUCUAUCGAGAACCAGCCUCUGUUCCACCGGACAGCGGUGAACAGUUAUCUUUGUUACUGAGACAUCCAGAUCAGCCUGCCAACCCAAAGGUUUUGAAAGUGGCUGUUAUAGGAGCUCCGAAUGCUGGGAAGUCAACACUGUCCAAUCAGCUCCUUGGCAGAAAAGUAUUUGCAGUGUCUAAGAAAGUACACACUACACGGACCCGAGCCCUUGGCGUCUUAACAGAGGAUGAUACACAGAUAAUUUUACUAGACACUCCAGGUCUUACAACUGUAUCAAAAGUCAGAAGACACCAUCUGGAGAAGUCUUUGCUUGUUGAUCCAUGGAACACAGUCAAAGAAGCGGAUCUAGUGGUGGUCAUGGUGGAUGUAGCGGACAGAUGGACAUGCAGCAAACUGGACUUCGAGGUGCUCAAAUGCCUCACUCAGCAUGCUGACAUCCCAGCUAUCCUGGUCAUCAAUAAGGUGGAUCGGCUGAGGACUAAAGACAGGCUGCUGGAUAUCACAGCAGAGCUGACAUGUGGAAUCGUGAACGGGCGUAAAAUGCGGAUCAAGACAGUUAUAAAGCCUCCGCGGGCCGAAAAGAGGCCGCAGGGACAUCCAGAGCCCUCACUUGAGGAGGAAAAGUCAUGGCCUGAGGGCAGCUCUGAUCCAAACUCUGGGCUGAGCAAAGAGCAGCUGAAAGCGCUGAGGGAUCAGAACGGCUGGCCUCACUUCAAGGACGUCUUCAUGAUGUCCUCUGUGGACAGAGCAGAUGUCGACACGCUGAAGACUUACUUCAUGGCAGCAGCAAAGCCGGGCUCAUGGCAGUACCACAGCGAGGUCCUGACUGAUCAGAGCCCAGAGGACGUCUGCACCAACCUCAUCAGAGAGAAGCUCCUGGAGUAUCUGCCCCAGGAGGUGCCCUACUCAAUGACACAGUCUGUUGAGCUCUGGCAUGAAGGAGAAGAUGGGGACCUCGAUAUCUCUGUGAAACUUAAUGUCAAGAAAGAAUCUCAGAUGAGGAUGGUGAUUGGCACAGCUGGUCAGAUGGUGGCGAAGAUGGCCAAAGAGGCAGGUGAGGACCUGAGCCGGGUGUUUCUGAGGGAAGUAAAGCUGAAACUGUCAGUGAAGCUGAAGAAGUGAAGAGGAUGGAGGGACUUUGAGAUGAGGAUGGGAAACAGCUCCUGCUGAAUUUCCGACAACUCUGUUUCUACAAAGGACAGACCGAAGGAGUCAAAUUCAGAAGCUGUGAAGUGGCAGACUGCCAGAGUCGCAGAACUCCUACUGAGAUGUUUCUAGUCGGAUGGAAAGAAAUUUGUUCUCCACUUUGACUUUUUCAUCCCCUGACUUUAUCUGCAGCAUCCCCUCACACAGCCUCAUGAGACAUUGGAGACAUUUUUAUGUGAGAAUGAACCUGAAAAGAUGUUAUUGAGAGUGGGGCCUCAACUUAAAGAGAAAUUUCACCUCUAUCAGUAAAGUGGUGAAAAUAUUCCAAAUAAAAGCAGCUUACACGAGCA
Molecule: messenger RNA, 1874 nt
Organism: Notolabrus celidotus (New Zealand spotty)
Lineage: Eukaryota; Metazoa; Chordata; Actinopteri; Labriformes; Labridae
Gene: eral1
Product: Era-like 12S mitochondrial rRNA chaperone 1
Exons: 11
Coding region: 154-1500 (448 amino acids)
Biological process (GO): ribosomal small subunit assembly
Cellular component (GO): mitochondrial matrix
Molecular function (GO): GTP binding; rRNA binding; ribosomal small subunit binding
Source: RefSeq, a predicted model, not a curated record